Owenia fusiformis is the source of this 1181-nucleotide messenger RNA. The record is from the annotation of a GenBank genome assembly. NCBI's taxonomy places the organism in Eukaryota, Metazoa, Annelida, Polychaeta, Sabellida, Oweniidae.
GCCAUCUUUGAAGAAAAGCGAAGUUUUGAAAAGUCGACUAAAUAUAUUCCAUAUAUUGGGGCAGUACACGUACAAGUUAGACAAUGAAAUGACACACAAUAAAUAGGAAUUAAUAUAAACAAGCCUAACAUGGAUGGUUUUUGGGGUGAUUUUGAGAACCCUACAAAAGAGGGUGCUGCCAAGGCCAUGGGCAUGCUCAUGGAGGCCUUUGACAGUCUCUAUCCUCCUCAUAUGGACUCUGAAGAACAUAAGGAACGUUUGGAUAGGAUUCGGCCGUAUUGGUUCUUUUUCACUGAUGAGUUUGAGCACCUUCCCAUCUCAUUAGCUAAGGAUCACAUGAUUUUUCUAAUGGAGGACCUUAAAGAGGAAGGCAACUGGAGUUUUAAGGAAGAGAUGUACAGCCACUCACAUAACUGCUACAGUAAUGCACUGAGACUGGCCAAGACCCUACAGGUUGAUCAUAGCUUUCACGUUGGCCAGGAUAAAGUGGCCUCGUUGUUUUGUAAUCGAGCUGCUGUCUUCAACAAAUUGGGAAGAUUCAGAGAGGCCAUCGAUGAUGCUGACUUGGCUGUCAGUAUAUCUAAUGGCAAGAAUUACAAGGCCUGUUAUCGUCUAGCAAUGGCCUACAGGGAACUAGGGGACACAAGGAAAGCCCUUAAAGCAGCUGAGAGUGGAUAUUCGAUCAAAAAAAGUAAGGAUUUUAAAGCUCUAAUAGUUGAGCUGAAAGAAAAGUUGGAUUCAGAGACCAGCCGUGAGAGAGACAACUCAUUCAAUCCAUUUGGUACUAUUGGGUCGCAGAAACCAAAGAUGCCCUCACAGAUGGGAGCAAAUAACUCUGCGCCUCUCCCCACCUAUAAAAGCAUGCAGAAUGGAACCUCAUAUAAAUCUACCCAGAAUGCACCUGUCGAGCCACCUGGGUAUAUGUCGAUAUCAAAACGUAAGCCAGAUUUAACGUAUCGAGAUUCUGAUAGUGAUGGGGCUUUUCCUAUGCUUGACCAGACCUCAGAUGAAGAUGUUCGACCUAAAGCCAAUGUAAAGAAAAAUAAAGUCAAUGGGAAUAGUCAACCAAAGGUUACUUAUCGAAGCACACAGAAUUCCAACGCCAAUAAUAUCACCACAGAGGAGCAUACUGGUCCUCAAGAUCACCUAAAUAGCACAAAGAAAAAGAAAAAGAAGAAGAA